Drosophila arizonae is the source of this 2133-nucleotide messenger RNA. RefSeq names its product nose resistant to fluoxetine protein 6. Gene Ontology annotation, molecular function: acyltransferase activity, transferring groups other than amino-acyl groups. Lineage: Eukaryota; Metazoa; Arthropoda; Insecta; Diptera; Drosophilidae. The record is from RefSeq and is a predicted model, not a curated record.
GUUGUCGUUGUCGUUGUUGUAUUAUUAUUAUUAUUUUUAUUUUUAUUACUGAGUGCAUUGUGGCUAAUAUAAAAAGAGAGAGAGUCGAUCAUGUGGCUGCUAAACAUUAUCAUCGCCUAUUGCGUGCUCCUGCCAGCCGCGCGAUGCUUCGAGAUGAACAUGACGCAGUACUACGAAAUGCCGCAGCUUUACGACUUUGAUGACUACGAUCGCUGCCUGCAGGAGUAUGGAGCCGGGACCUAUUGCUUUGUGCGCGCAGAGGUGCAGCCGAAUAGCACAGCGGCCGCCUGGCGUGCCAUCCAGGAGAUCUCGAAAUAUGACAGACAUCACUUCGAUCAUCGCCAGCUCUACUUUGGGCUCUGCCUGCACAAAUGCGAAGCGCAGCUGGCUGAACUCGAUUCCAAUGCCAGGCAGAAGUUGCAGACGGGCCUUCUGACGGACAAUGCCAAGGUGAACGUGUAUCUGCAGCUCUUUGACAUGGAGGCGAGCAAUCGGGCGCGUUACAACAAUCUGACCAACGCCUGCCUCAACUGGCGCCUACAGCAGCGACAAUACGAAGUCCAGGCCCGGAGUGUUGUGGAAUACUGUGAUACGGCUGCAACAGCUGGAAAAGUCAGCGAUGAAGAUGAUCUGUGGAAUGUGAGCUUCUAUGUGCUGGUCUUUGUUCUCAUUCUGCUGGCCUGCCUGAGCAGCCUCAUCGACUUGCAUCUGAAGCGUCGUCGUCAUGACAAAAUGUUGAAGGAGCGCGAUCAUUACAAGACGCCGCCUCGCAGCCUGGUCACGCGUCUGCUGCUCACUUGCUCCAUAGCCAGGAAUUGGUAUCGCCUGAACCAGGAACCGAACGGCAAGAUCGGACGCGAAUUGCGUUUUCUCGAUUGCUUCAAGUUCUUUGCCAUGUUCCUGGUGAUCUUUGCGCACACCAAUUGGGUGAUCUACGAGGGCGCCAUCAGCAAUCCCCAAGAUCCGGAACGCCUGCUGCACACAGCUGCCGGCACACUCCUCAUCUCCGGCUCCCUAAUCACAGUCACGUUCUUUGUGAUCAGCGGCCUGUUGCUGACCAUCAACUGGCUGGCGGUGACUCGCGCCUUGGCGGAUGGCAAGCUUGAGACAUGGAGUUUCGGCAAAUACGCUGCGCUCUUUGUCAAGUUCAAUGUCUUUCGCUAUAUCCGCCUAACGGUGCCCUAUGGCUUCGUGGUGCUGCUGAGCGGGGUUUACUUUGAGAAUGCGGGCGGUCCGCUCUGGCGGCACAUUUACCAACGGGAACAGCUCGCCUGUCGCAAGAACUGGUGGACCAAUUUGCUCUUUAUCAACAAUUAUGUGGGCACCGAUGAGCGGUGCCUGCUGCAGGGCUGGUAUUUGGCUUCGGACACGCAAUCCUUUGCUUUGAGCCUGGUGGUGCUGAUGCUGGGCCAUCGCUUUAGUCGCUGGAGCAAGCAGAUCUAUGGCAUUGUCCUGGGCAUCUUUAUGGUGCUGCCAGCUGUGCUGACCUACGUCAUGGACUAUUAUCCCGUUUUUCUGCCAACUCCGCAAACACAGAAGGACUCGUUUAUUGGCAAUACUCAGUUUACUGAAUUCUAUACAUCAUUCCAAAUGAAUUUUGGCUCCUACUUCUGUGGCGUCCUGGCGGCCAUUGCUUACGAUCAGCUAUCCGUGAGGCAGUACAAACUGCGUGAGCUGCGCAGCUUCCAAUUUAUGUGGUUCACGCUGAUUCCAAUCGGUGUUUUCUGGCUCUUUACGGCGCAUCCCAUCUACCAGCAUUACUAUGCGGAGACGCCACGUCUUUGGGGCGCCCUCUAUGCGACCGUGCAGCGCAACCUGUGGGGCUUUGGCCUGGGCAUAUUCGUGGUGGGCAUGGCCGCCAAAGUGGGAUGGAUCAUACGCAAAUUUGCCUGCCUGCCAAUCUUUCGGAUUUUGGGACGGCUCACAUAUGGCGCCUUCAUAGUGCAUCUCUUGAUGGCGCGACUGGCCCUGGCCACGGUGCGUGAGCCCAUUUACUUUGGCACCGGGACUAUGUUCGCAUAUAUAUUUUACGUGCUAUGCGCCUCUUAUUUGGGUUCCCUUGUUUUGGCUAUAUUUUUGGAGUUACCCGUCUCGUCAUGUCUUAAACUUAUGCGCUAGUCAAGGAUGAAAAUU